GUACGAAGAGCGGGACUUAAGCUCCUCUCCUCAGAGUGGGCCGCGCCGUUUCGAUAUACGCUCAGGCUAGCUGGGGUGAACCGUGAAAGGCCUCUGGACGAGCCAGUUCCGUUUCGCUACUUGGAAAAUGCCCUUUGGGAAGGAAGAGGAGUGAAAACACCGCUUCUUCCCACAAAACACACACGUUGCUUUUCUUUAAAGUAGAAAUUAUCAGGAAAGGAGAAGCAGGCCGCGGCCUUCGAGUUUUCGAAAGUAGAGGCGCCCCUUGUCCCUUUACCUAAAAUGUCAAGUGUUGGUAGUCUGUUAAAAGUAGCCUUGUAAAAACCAAGAGGUGGUUUGUAAUAAUAAGAAAAAUCCACUCAGUUUGCAGCAAGCCUUUUAUUAGGUUAAGUAGAACUUUGCAAAAUACUGUGCAAGGAUUUUUGUUUUGUUUAGGACUCUUCGUCAGGCUGGAUUGAAAGCCUUGACUAUGGAUGCAAAAAUGCAAAAGGAUGAAGUGAGGACAAUUAAAUUUAUGCCACCACUAUACAAACAACGCUACCUGUUCGUUAAACAGUUAGUGAGUAAACAUAAACCUAAAAAGGUGGCAGAUUUGGGAUGUGCUGAAGGCAGGCUUCUCUGGAUGCUGAAAUUCUGCAGCUGCAUUGAAGUGCUUGUUGGGCUAGAUAUUAGUGAAGAUGUGAUGAAGGAGAAAAUGCAUACACUAUCUCCCCUUCCUAGUGACUAUCUCCAGCCAAGUGAAAGACGUCUGACAGUUAUCCUCUAUCAGGGUUCAGUUGCUCACAAAGACCCUUGUAUGCUGGGCUUUGAUAUGAUAACAUGCAUUGAAGUAAUAGAACACCUGGAGGCAGAAGAGCUGGACAAAUUCCCAGAAGUGGUAUUUGGUUUUAUGUCUCCAGCCAUGGUUGUAAUAACAACACCAAACUCAGAAUUUAAUUGUUUGCUUCCAACUGUAACAUUAUUCAGACACCCAGAUCAUAAAUUUGAAUGGAAUCGUGCACAAUUUAAGAACUGGGCCCAAGAUGUUGCAGCUCGCUAUGAUUAUACUGUGGAGUUUACUGGAUUAGGAGCCCCACCUCCUGAAAAAGAUGUUGGAUCUUGUACACAAAUAGGUGUGUUUAUGAGAAAAUACCAGAAUGAUGGACCUACACAUUUUGAGAAAUGCAAGGAACAUGUUUAUAAAACUCUUUUCAAAGCUGAAUAUCCAAGCCUUAAAGAUGAAAAGUACUUGCAGAAUGCAGUGGUCAAUGAAGUUAUUUGGACAGCACAAAUAAUUGCAAGGAGACUAUGGGACCACGUAAAAACUGAAUAUAAAAAACCCUGUUAUGACUCUGAAACAGAACCCAAAUUCCAACCAUCUCACCAUAGUCUGAGGUAUUUCAAGCAUCUGCCUUUAACAGAAGCCAACAAUAAAAGUUUGCAGCCAUUUAUUAAUGGAAACUCUGUCUACAUACCUCUUGCAAACAUUUUUUCUUAUCCUAAAGUGAAUAAACUUUGUGGAACAGUUGAAACACUAAGCAAUCUCAUAACUGGCAAAGUUGCACUCAGCCAUGACGGAUCUGCAGUGCUGAUUGAUGCUGAAUAUGAAAAUGAAGAGAUGGAGAAUUAGCAAAUGCUUUCAAAAAUACUUGUUCUUGGUACUACUUCGCUAACUGGAGGAGUACAGUGAGCAGAAUUCUGCUAGUUGCUGGAUUUAAAAACUCAGCAGAUUGGACUGGCUACUAAAUAUUUGGAUCAGGUGCCAUCUUUUUGUGUUGAGGUGGGCUAGAAUAAGAUGUUCCUACCUAAUUAUUUUGAUUGAGAAAUAAACGUACCUUUCUCACUCCAACUGCUUACAACAGUAGUUAGUAGAACAGAAGUCAGAAAAGUUUUCUCUGUCUGCGAACAGAAAAAGUAAUGUUUAAGAUGCAUUUUUUGUAUUGAAAGGUGGUUUUGCAAAGUUUGUGUACUAUAUUAUGCAACAGCACCGUUGUCAGUAUCUUUAUAGUACAAGUUUAGUUGAGAACUAAAUUAGUUGCUUAAGCUAAUGCUAGGUGUGAUGCUCUCUCUCUGUGUGCUUUUAAAAUAGUUUUCUUCAGAACCAUUCACAGUUCUAUAUAGAAAUGGGUUUGUAGAUGCUGUCCAAUAAGGACCUUCAAAUAAGAUUGUAGAAUACUACUUGCUAAACAAAGUUGGAAAAUACAUUUGCUCAACUCAUCCACGAACUGAUUCUAACCCCCAAAGCACCAGCAUAACCUUGGGGGACUGCUAAGUUUUGAUUAUAGAAAGGAGCAGCAGCAAUUCUUUUCCUUAGUCUUAACCUUAAAAUGGUUUGAUCAAGGAGAAGGGUGUGACCUCCUUUUUAAAUUCUGGCCUCUAUUCCUAGGAGUUAUGUGCAAGAUGGGAGUCGUCAGUCAUAGGAUAGCCUUAUUAAAGCCUCAAGUAACUGAAGUUAUGUCUUGCUUCCUGCAUGUAUUACCUGUUCAAGUAUGCUUUUCUUUAAUUACAAUAGUUGGUAAACAGAUUGGCAUAUGAGCAGAUGUAGUUGUACAUAAAUAUUGUUCCUGUGUAACAGUAAACAGCCUUUUCUAAACAAAUAUUAGACAAUUCUAAUAUUGCAACAAUUUCAACCACAAGGUGGCAUGCUUCUCCAGAAAGCAUUUGCUUGGCAUCCUGUCCUCAUGUAACCAAAAGGGAUGCAGCUUUUCCCAAUAUCCCUACCACCACCACCUUGGUAAAGAGUCAGAGGACGACUGCAGUGUUGUUGUUUUUAUACCAGAGACAACAAAUAUGAUUGGGCAAGAGAAGAGAUGGUUUGGUACUUUGUUACUCUUUGACCUUUUCCCUAAUUCACUUGUCACAUUUAAAGAUGCUAGGAUAGAUUACCGUAUUGUUUUUCUACUUCUACCUUCUUAGAAUGUAAUGCUCUCUAUUACAGUUGCACUGCAGCAGCUUUCUCCUUGUACUAUAACCAGAACACUGCAUCACUUCCCAGCCUGGCCCGGUUCCAAGCCCUUGCAGAGCGUACAACCGUAGCCACUAAUUUUCCCUGGUGUUCUCUGCUAUUAUAGUGUCGCUUCAGAUGAAUCAUUUUUGGGAUGAGAAUAGAGAAGAAAACCCAGCAUAGUUUCUACUAGGGCUUACUACAUUAAAUAGUCACUUAAAUGACUUAAAUAGUCCAAGACAAUCCUGUUUGCAAAGUUUAGUUUAACCACUUAUUCAGUAUUGGGAUUGAAGGCAGAAAAUCACUAAGUAUUCCUUACUACCAAUACAAGUAGCAGUUACUAAUCAUGUUUACAAUAAGCCCGUAAGAGUGGGAUGCCAGUUAGAUUGCUGAUGGAAAUGUAGCUGCUCUGCAGAGGAAAUGUGAGCUUUUCACAGAAAUAACAAAUGGAAACUUUUCUGCAGGUGGGACUCAUAGAGAGGAUGACAAAAGGCAGAACAAAGGGGGGAAACCACUAAAAAGCUGUGGCAAGGUCUCACAAUGGUGCUCUAAAACAUGGUUAUAUGUUUAGUACUUUUUGUCAUCAGUCAAAGUUUUGUAUUGUCUUACUACAAUGACAACCAUUACAGCAGUUUACUUGUGAAUACCUAAAGUAAACUGCUUUAAUAGUUGUAAUGGAAACAAAAUAAGAUAUAUUUUGUUUGUCCCAAAGAAUGAUCAGUGUCUAAAUGUUAUUUAAUACUGGAAUAUUUUGUUUUCAUGCUUUUGAGCUGUCAUUUCUCUAGAUUUUACAGAGUAAAUAGAUCAAACUUGUAAUGUUUUAGAACAAAAGUACCUAACAAAUCAAAAUAGCAUAAAAAGCAUUUUGAGAAAUCACAGCAAUCUGUAUCAGUGGAAUUAAUCAUGCUGACGGGGUAUAAACACAGGUAGAAAAUGUGAACCUAGCACAGGAAGCUAAAGCUGACUUUCCAGAAUGUCUGCAAGUCAAGCCCCAAUACAAAAUGCAGUUUAAUUUCCUCUAGCCUUUGAAUCAGAAUACUAAAUUGUACAGAGGUUCCAAUAUAAAUGAGCAAGGAAAGCAAUGGUGCUAGAGAUGCUUAAAUCAUUAAUUGAUUCUCUUCUCUAGGAAAGCGAAGAGCACUGGUUCUACUAAAAAAUUAAUAUACAAAGCCCCAUUGCACUUACAAAACAUAAAUGAAUUUUUAAACUUGUAAUAGGUCAGUAUUAAACUUAGUACAAGGAAUACAAAAGAUUUAAGUUCAUCAGGAAACCUAAACAACUGAACUAUUCCUGUCUUGGGCCUUUUUUCUGCAGGGAAUUAACCUAAAAAUGAGAUACAACUCCUCCCAAAAUUUAGCCUGUAUCCUUUUGGCAUACUAUUUUGUAUUAGAGAGAAGGAAGAUAACCCCACUCCUUUCUAAGCUAAUAAUUUGGUGGGGAUGGAAUGCCAUUCAUUUGCUCCUUUCAAUUUAAUAAACUGAAAUUAGUUACUUUUGCAAACACCCUUUGCAUUUGUUGUUUUGAUUCUCUGUUCAGAAAAACAGCACAUAAAAUGCAGAUUGAAGACAAAACUUUUAUUGAGUUUGUAAGACCACUUUACAUCAAGUAUUCUAUGGUAAAAAAAUCAGACUUUACUUAAAAAAUGUUAAUUUUGGGUAUCACUGUACAGUUUACACAAAAUGAAUGCCAUAUAUGAAUAUGAAGUUCAUUUCCCAUGUCUUGGGGACACAAAUGGAAUCACUUCAUUAAAAUGGCUCAGUUGACUAAAGUGCAUAAUAGCUGUUUAAUUGAACUAUCAUAUGGAAUUCAAAAAAUUACCAGUGUGAUGGGUACAAGAGAAAAUUGCCUUUGUGUAAUGUGUAUUAAGUCAGGGAAUGCAGGUAUUUACACUAGAAGUGACCAACAUUGCAUUUGAGUAAACAAGCAAAACAUAGUUUUUUUAACGUUGAACAUGAUAGUUCCUUUAUAGUUAGUGACCUUAAGUCAGUUUUUUAUCCCUUGUGUUCUUUCUCCCUCAUGCCAAUUUGUUCUCUCCAAAUCACUCAUCUUUUAGGACUGACACUUUUUAGAACUAGCAAUUUUUCAACAGAUUAUUUUACCUAGAUCACUGUAUCUUUCAGUUUUGUUGUGCAUUCUCUUUGCAUUAUUUUAACAGCAGCUUAAAAAAAUUAAAUAUUUACUUGAACUCAAUUAGAACAAUUCAAGCUAAAUAAAAUGUUUUAUGAAGCAGUGACAAGUUACUUCCAGGUACCAUAAUACAGAAGAAAUGGUUCUCAUUUUAACAAUUCACACAUAUGAUUUAAAUAAUAAAAAUGAGUUGUGACAUAUCUCCAAGAUACAAAAUUCCUUCAUUUAGCUAAGAACUUAAAUCUUUCAUUAUGUUUCUUGAGAAAGAUAACAAACAUUGACCAACUCCAGGGAAUUCAUAAGAACAUCAAUGUUCCGCACAGGCCAAAUAACUCAUUAGCUUACUCAAAGUGGUUUUGAAGAUACUGAUUAAUUCUAGUGACUAACUUUUUUUCACACCUGAAGCCCACUACUAACUGUUAAUAUGUUUCUGAAUUGUUGGCAGCCUUCACUCCAAAUCCCUAAAAAAUUUUUUACAAAAAUAAAAUGGGCUGUUUGUUGUCAGAAAACGCUUUGUCAAAACUGUUGCAUAGGCACAUUACAUGUUUCAUUUGUGCAAAUUUAUAUGUACCAGGAACUAUUUAUCUGCACAAGUUCCACUGAAAUAAAAGUUCUGUCUUAACAACUGAAUGAAAUGGACUAAAAUGAGAUGACUUAAAACGAGCUAUGCAGACAAUUCUGCAUGGCCAGCACUGCACUGCACUAUACCACAUGUGUGGCAGUUGCAAACAUCAAUGUAUGUAUCAGGUAGAACAGGGCAAAUACCUUUUAAAUGGAGCAAGUACAGAGGUAAGUUAUUUGCUCAUAUCCAUGCCUCAUUUACACUGGGCCUGAGUUAGCAAUUCUAAUUAAAAUACAAGAUUCUGGUUUCAGAUGGGGUGAAGAAAAUUAUAUAAAGUGCUUUUCUUGACAGCUUAAGCAUAUAGCAGUUAGCUGUUUAAUGGUUGUUCUUAAAGCUUUAUAAGAAAUUGUUCCGAACUCCUUUUUCCUCAGGAACAAGGCACUCUUUUAAGUGUUAAAUGGUUUGAUUUAAUAUUGUAUGAGCUAAACAACAUCCUACUGUAUGCUCUAGACUUUUCAUUACUGGUUAUUAUUCAAUGAUAUCUCCUAUGAUGUAGUACUUUCAUUUUUCAGUACACACCAAAUGUCAGCGAGAAUUAUCUUUGAAUACUAUAAAGUACUAGGGUUCAAAUCUUGUCAGCAGUGAUGACUGUGUAAUUCAAUACAGAUUUAAUUUUGUCAUAGCUAGUCACUCAUUUUAAGUAAUAAACUAGUUCUUACAUGUGACUUAGUCUUAAAGUUGCACACAUUUGUAGCAGUAUUAUCCUAUUUCUUUCAAAGCACAGCUGACUGGCUCACUUCCUUGAAGCAGCUGUUCCCUUUUGCAGCAAUUCUAGUUUGACAGGAACAAUUAAGCCAAUACUUGAGAGGCAAGAUUCUCACUCCCAGAAAAGGACUGAAAUAGAUAAUGUGUUUGACUUUUUAAGGGAUUAAAAAGCAACAGCAGCCAGGUUGCAAUUAGAGAACAUUACUGAAUGCGUUUCUACAUACCGACAAUUGAUUUCACCAUAUUAAAGUCAAGUCAGAUACCAUUUGU
This is a messenger RNA of Zootoca vivipara (common lizard), 6647 nucleotides long. RefSeq names its product HEN methyltransferase 1 (gene HENMT1). Gene Ontology annotation, cellular component: cytoplasm; nucleus. Lineage: Eukaryota; Metazoa; Chordata; Lepidosauria; Squamata; Lacertidae. Gene Ontology annotation, molecular function: O-methyltransferase activity; RNA methyltransferase activity. The record is from RefSeq and is a predicted model, not a curated record. Gene Ontology annotation, biological process: siRNA processing; piRNA processing; RNA methylation.